Molecule: messenger RNA, 1241 nt
Organism: Camelina sativa (false flax)
Lineage: Eukaryota; Viridiplantae; Streptophyta; Magnoliopsida; Brassicales; Brassicaceae
Source: RefSeq, a predicted model, not a curated record
CGCGGUGCUCCAGCCGGCGGUGCAGCUGGUGAUGAUGGUAUCGGUGAAGGCGGUGGUGGUGGCGGUAAGAUCAAGGCAACUCACGUAGUGGCCCAGGAUGGAAGUGGACAGUUCAAGACCAUUUCUGAGGCGGUUAAUGCUUGCCCUGACAAAAACCCUGGAAGGUGCAUUAUCCAUAUCAAGGCUGGUACCUACAAUGAAAUGGUCAGGAUCCCUAAGAAGAAGAACAACAUUUUCAUGUUCGGUGAUGGUGCUACAAAAACCAUCAUUACCAACAACAAAAGUGUUAAGCUUAACCCAGGAAUGACUACUUCACUCAGUGCCACCGUUCAGGUUGAAUCUGAGGGAUUCAUGGCAAAAUGGAUCGGGUUUAAGAACACAGCCGGUCCAUUGGGACACCAAGCGGUCGCACUCCGUGUGAAUGGAGACCGUGCGGUCAUAUUCAACUGUAGAUUUGACGCUUACCAAGACACACUCUACGUCAACAACGGACGUCAGUUCUACAGGAACAUUGUUGUGUCCGGUACAGUGGAUUUCAUCUUCGGAAAAUCCGCAACUGUGAUCCAAAACUCUCUAAUCCUCGUCCGAAAGGGAACGCCCGGACAAUCCAACUACGUUACAGCCGACGGUAAUGAAAAGGGUGCAGCGGUUAAGAUCGGUAUCGUUCUCCACAACUGCCGUAUCAUGCCCGACAAGGAGCUCGAAGCUGAGAAGCUAACCAUCAAGUCUUACCUAGGACGGCCCUGGAAGAAAUUUGCCACGACUGUGAUUAUUGGAACUGAGAUGGGUGAUUUGAUCCAACCAGUAGGAUGGACCGAAUGGAAAGGAGAGCAAAACCACUUGACUGCUAAAUACAUUGAGUUCAACAACCGUGGACCGGGAGCUAACCCUAGUCAGAGGCUUGAAUGGAUUAAGAUCGCUAAGAAUGCGGCUGAGGUUGAGCCCUACACCGUGGCUAACUGGAUUGGUCCUGCUAAUUGGAUCCAAGAAGCCAACGUGCCCGUCCAGCUAGGAUUGUAAGAAAACAAAAACGGGAAAAAAAGAAGUAAAGAAUAAAACAGUAUGUGAUAAUGUAAAGGUAACGAUACGACAUUGUCUACGGGGUUCAAGGCUCUUUUUGUGCUACUAUAUACAUAAGAUAAGGUUCUAGACGUGUUGACAUGAAGUUUGUAUAAGAUUCCUUUUGUUUCACCUGCAAAAGAGAAACAACAAAGUUUGUUUCAUUUAAAUUAUUUUUUUGG